UUUAUUUUUUGGGGUGGGAGUGGUUUUGGGUGGGCAGUGAAAGGAAAACAUUUAUGAAGAUGAACUCAAUGAAGUGUCAUCCCUUGAUUUCUCCAGAUUGGUUUUCGUGAGCAGCAUCUUUUGUAGAUGAAUAUGCUUCAAUUCAUGCAACCUUUACUGAAGGUAUCAAAAACUUGACUGUUGCUACCUUUUCUCUUCUUAUUUGUUUGGGGUGGGUGGGCGGUGAGGAAAACAGAAAUUAUGAAGACGAACUCAAAGUAGUGUCACCCCUCGAUUUAGCCAGAUUGGUUUUCAUGAGCAGCCAUCAUAAGUAGAAGAGAAAUCUUUUUCCUGAAGUCAAGUUUGUGUUCACUGCAACAAGAUUCACUUCAGGGUUAUUCUUGCUAACCCUUUAUUGUAACACACUACUUUUAGUACUUAAAUUCUGUCUGAAGUAAUUAUUAUCUUACUUUAACAACCUAUACUUUUCUUGAAGGGAAGUAGUUCAAUGGUAUCACAUUGUACUGCUCUACCAUGAAAGAUUGAAACCCAUCUUAGCCUUGGCUUUUUCCAUUUUGAGGUAGCCUAGCCUAUUAUUCUUGUACUGUUUCACAAUGCUCACCAAGCAACCUUGGAUUCUCUACAUCCUCCAACUAUUUGAGGCUGUGAGAGUUAACCAAGCAUUCUAAGGUUCUCUUUUGCAAGAAUAGAAAAUGUCAGAUUGUUGCAGCCAAGAAUGUGCUCUCUUCUUUUGGUUCCUGACCAAUCAAACUCCAAAUCCAAAUUGAAUUUGAGAGGUCUGCUAGUCUGAAGCAACUGAGUUAUGGAAAUGGAAGAUAACACUCAACAUGCACAGAGACAAAGCAGAGAUCAUAUUUCAAUUGAAGUUUCUGCAAAUGAGUCACUUGCCUCUUCCAUCAGAGGGAAAAUGGAACAGAAAUCUCCUUCACUUUGCAUAUACAGAGUUCCAGAAAAGUUUCAGGGGGUAAGUAAGAAGUCCUACAUCCCUGACAUAGUUUCCAUUGGCCCUCUUCACCAUGGAAAUUCUUCACUAGGUCCAAUGGAAGAUCAUAAAUGGCGAUAUUUCCAUGCCCUUCUCGGCCGUAAUCCAGUACUAGAGGAAAGCCUUGAUGAAUGCGUUAAAGCCAUUAGAGAAUUGGAACAGAGAGCUCGGAAAUGCUUCUCUGAAUCGGAUAAAAUCACUCUCAAUAGUGAUCAAUUUGUGGAAAUGUUGUUAGUUGAUGGUUGCUUCAUCAUUGAACUCUUCUUCAAAUACAUUCUGAAAGGGUUGAGAAGGAAAGGGGAUCCAGUGUUCAAUACCAAAUGGAUGCUCUCUGGUAUAAGGCGUGAUCUGAUGUUACUCGAAAACCAGAUACCCUUGUUUGUUCUUCAGAGGAUAUUCGAUCUCGUUCCCAUUCCAGACCAGUUGCAUCGUCAAUCCCUCACUUAUAUUGCUUUCCGUUUCUUCAAAGCUAUAAUCCCAGGAAACAAAGAAGCUCUUGAGAGUAAAUUCGUCCAUGAAGGAGGUCACCUACUGGAUUUGCUUCGUCAAUGUUACCUCCCAUCGUUCCCGAGGGUGAUGCCAUUACCAAACCAACGAGGAAUUCAGGAAACCCUUAAUUCUGCAACGAAGCUUCAAAAAUCAGGAAUCAAGAUCAAGAAAUCUGUGCAGGAUAGCUUAUUAGACCUAAAAUUUGGUAGAGGGGAACUCCGAAUUCCUCCCCUGAAGAUCUAUGAUUAUACAGAAUCGGUCCUGAGAAAUCUCGUCGCUUUGGAGCAGUGUUGCCAUGAGCACAUGAAGCAAAUCUCGUCUUAUGCUCUCCUUAUGGAUAACCUAAUCCGAUCCAACAAAGAUGUGAGAUUUCUUGAACAGAGAGGAAUCAUUGUAAAUCAUUUGGGUUCGGAUGAGGAGGUGAUCUCUCUGUUCGAUAACCUCUGCAAGGAGAUUGAGGUUGAGGAAUCUUACUAUGUGGGUCUCUGCCAACAAUUGAAUGGCUACUGCAACACCAAUUGGCAUGGAAAGUUGUUGAAGCUAAGGGAGCUGCACCCUCAUCUUCUGCACCUCCUUGGAAUUCUACUUCUCCUCAGCUUCACAGGAACCUUAUUUUCUGUACUCUCUUUUUUUCUCUAUCACUGAAGGCUUAGUCCUGCCUCCUGCGUCUCUUGGCAUGUUUUCUUCAUUGUUUUUUUUUUGGAUGAAUUUGUUUUCUUCAUUUUGUUUGGGAAGAUGUAAUAAAGAUGAUGUGCCUAUUUCCUCA
Molecule: messenger RNA, 2237 nt
Organism: Macadamia integrifolia
Lineage: Eukaryota; Viridiplantae; Streptophyta; Magnoliopsida; Proteales; Proteaceae
Product: UPF0481 protein At3g47200-like
Exons: 2
Coding region: 803-2116 (437 amino acids)
Source: RefSeq, a predicted model, not a curated record